AUGGAGCUGGAGGUGCUGGAGGUACUGGAGCUGCUGGUGCUGGAGGUACUAGAGCUGGAGGUGCUUAAGGUACUAGAGCUGCUGGUACUGGAGGUACUGGAGCUGCUGGUGCUGGAGGUACUGGAGCUGCUGGUGCUGGAGGUGUUGGAGGUGCUAGAGGUACUGGCACUGCUGGUGCUGGAGGUGCUAGAGCUGGAGGUGCUGGAGGUGCUAGAGCUGGAGCUGGAGGUACUGGAGGUGCUGGAGCUGGUGGUACUAGAGGUGCUGGAGCUGGAGGUGUUGGGGGUGCUGGAGCUGCUAUCGCGUGUUGCCCUGCCGUCUCCUCCGGCGUCGUCUCUUCCUGACGUUCCUGGCCCUGAGUCCGGCCUUGCUCGCGUUGCUCAUCCCACUGUCACUCGUCUCCUUGCAACUAUUGUCACUAACCCUUCCUUUGAGUCUACUGCUGCAUCUGCCCUAGUCACUGAGCUUGUCGACUUUGCUGCGAUCCGCCGUCUUGACUACAUCGCGAGUCUUAUUACUGAGUCUGAGUCUGUCUGUCCUCCGUCCGUCGAGGGUGAGCUUGCCCUUGGCUGUGACGUCCUUGAGGACAGGCAAUUUGAGCUCGAGUGUCUCGCGGCCGUUAUACCCUGUUUCGCGUCCAUGCUGCUUUGCCCUGAGGGAGACCCGGAUGCACUAGACAUCCCAACCACGCGCACUCACGCAGAGGCGAUCACGGGUGAGUACUCCUCUCGGUGGCAGAUAGCCAUGGACGCAGAGAUGGCGUCUUGGAAGUCCACAGGCACCUACGUUGACGAGGUUCCCCCUCUUGGGGCGAACAUAGUCGAUGACAUGUGGAUUUUCAUAGUGAAGCGGCCGCCGGGUUUUCCACCUGUCUUUAAGGCAUGUUACGUUGCUCAAGGUUUCAGUCAGCGACAGGGAGUCGACUUAUUCCAGACCUUCUCCCCCACCCCGAAGAUGACUACUCUUCGGGUGAUACUGCACGUUGCAGCACAGCGUGACUACAAGCUGCACUCCCUCGACUUCUCCACAACUUUCUUGCACAACGAUCUGGCUGUGCCGCCCACCUGGCUUCACUGCUGUGAGGGCGAGAUAUACGCUGAGGCCAUGGCUGCACAGGAGCUACGCUGGCUGACCUACCUGCUGACCGACUUGGGUGAGCAGCCUCGUUCUCCUCUAGUUCUGUACGUCGACAACAAGGCCAUGAUUGCCUUGUGUUAG
Messenger RNA from Closterium sp. NIES-65, 1218 nucleotides. Lineage: Eukaryota; Viridiplantae; Streptophyta; Zygnematophyceae; Desmidiales; Closteriaceae. The record is from the annotation of a GenBank genome assembly.